Pelodiscus sinensis (Chinese soft-shelled turtle) is the source of this 2539-nucleotide messenger RNA. The record is from RefSeq and is a predicted model, not a curated record. NCBI's taxonomy places the organism in Eukaryota, Metazoa, Chordata, Testudines, Trionychidae.
AUGUCGCGUGUGGGCCCUAAUCAGGUUUCGAGCCAGCCGGGCCCCUUGCUGGUGGAAAAUGCAGCAUCUAAGUGCAUUAAUGAGACGGCCCCUUUCAUCUGCCAAGGUGAGCGGCGGGAAUAUACCUAUGAACCCCCUGCCAAGAAGAGGAGGACGGCGGAUCGACCUGGGACAGGCCUGUUGGGUGACCCGACCAUGAUCAUCUACGAGACCCUGGAAGAGGAGGCCAGGGGACUUCUGAAGAACUUGUACGAGAAGCUGUGCAAGUUUCUGCCCGAGGGCAACAUGUGGGACGGACUGAAAUACCUCAAGGACCGCCUCACUACCUUGAAAGAAAGCUCUUCCUUGGACCCCAUCUGCAUGGGCAAGACCUCCCUGCUCAAUGCCAUUAUCGAGCAUCAGCUCUUCCUGCCGACGUCGGGGUACCAAGCCUGCACCUCCUGCAUGGUGCAAGUCAGCAGCGGCCGGGGCCAAAACUAUGAGGCGAAGAUUCACCUUCUUUCAGAAGAGGAGUGGCAGGAGGAGCUGAAGAAUCUGGUGGAGGUUGUAGGCAAUCCCGAUGAGAAGGACAGCGAUGUCGAUGAAGCUGGCCAAAAGCUCCGAGCCCUCUAUGGGAAAAAUGCAGAGACCAGGCCUUAUGAAGAGCUGUUGAGGGCAAAGCCACUGAUACCGAUCCCUCCCUCGCGGUGUGUGGUCCUCAAGGAUGAACAGGCGGAAAAACUCUGUGCAAAACUGGACCCUUAUGUCCGGUCUCAAAGAGACGAGGAGGAGCCAGGCCCGGAUGCGGAGAAAGCCCUGGAGCGCCUCUGGCCGCUGGUCAAGUACGUGGAAGUGAAGAUCCCGAAGUCGGACGUGAUUCCAGAAGGCGUCGUGUUUGUGGAUAUUCCCGGGACGGGCGAUUACAACAGCAAACGGGACGACAUGUGGAAAGAGAGCAUCAAAAAAUGUUCAGUCAUCUGGGUGAUCAGCGACAUCAAACGGAUUCUGGGGGAGAAAGGCCAUGAACAGCUGCUGGCAGAGGGCAUCAAAGCGUACCAAGGCGGGAUGUGCCGGGACCUGGCCCUGGUGGUCACCCAGUCGGAUAACCUGAAUCUGGGGGAAUACAAGAGGGAAAGGAAAGUGAAAAAUAAAUCCAUAAGAAAUAAACACGACGCCAUUAUAGAGAGGAACACAACGGUGAAACUGGAGAAGGGCAGCCAAAUGAAGGUCAAGCUCCAGAAAACUCUGGAAAGUGAUCUGGAGCUCCUGCAGAACCCUGAUCUAGUUUACACCGUCAGCGCCGAAGAAUACUGGGAAGGGAAGUAUCUCACAAAGGAGGAGACAGAGAUCCCCAAGCUGAGAGCGCGCGUCAGGACUGUCUACCACAAGGAGAAGAAGAAACAGCUGGAGGGUUAUAUGUCUGAGGUUCACAGUGCUGUCCUGCUGGCCCAGAACAACUUUACCAAAGAGGCGAUGGAUCUCUACCAGCAGAGAGAGCUGGAAAGCUUCAUGGAGGGCAAGAUCGAGGCUCUGGAGAAGGAGAUUGAGAAGUGUUUUGCCCAGCUGGAGCAGCUCCUUCACAGAGGCCUGGAGGAAGCAAAGUUCUGUCAUGCUGAAGUGCUCCCGCAGCUCAUUUCGCCCUUCAGGGACACGUUGCUAUGGUUUCCAAGAUGGUUCCUCUGGAAAGGCCUCUCUGCACUGGCCUGGACGACCUGCCUUUACUGCUCUGCUCAUCCCACAGGGCUGCUUCCAGAGGGAGGGUGCAGUAGGUCUGCAGGGCCGUGUCACAGGGCGGCUCCCAGCACGCAGGGGCCUACAGUUCUACAAAUUGUCAGUCGUAUCCCCCGUACUCACUGCGCUGCGACUGUGUUUCCAAUUGUCCAGCGCAACACCAACCGGAACAGCAACCAAGGUUUCCACAGGACCCUGAAAGCCUUGUGCCAGAAGAACGGGGUGUACAUGUCCCCCACCUUCGGCUACCUGGACCUCAACACCGCCCUGGCUCAGCCCAUCUAUGAUGCAAUCGACCCCGUGUUUGCAGAAAUAUUCAGGAGAGACGACCCCUGCCCUGUACAGGCUGCAGGGACACCGAGCUCCCAGCGCGCCUCGCUGAGGCCGUGCCUGGACAAGUUCAGAACCUCGGUCCAGGCGAAGAUCCGAGACGUCGGGCAGACGAGGGCUGUGACCAGUGACACCUGGAAGAUCAAGUUCUUAAUUCAGGAGACUAACAUCAUCUUGAGCCUGCUGGAAAGGAAGAUCCUUCAGAGGAAGAUAGAUAUCUACUCCUCCCUGGUGCAGUCCAUCCAAAGUCACUUACGCCCUCACUACGAAGUUGCAGCUCAGCUCAAGGGCCCGGGAUCCUUCCAGCGGAUGAAGAAAAUCCUCCAGGAAAACAUAGAGAGGGAGACGAAGGACAGGAUGUUUGAUAACGAAAUAGAGAAGAUGAACAAGCAGCUCCAGGAUCUGAAGGACAAGAUCAAGAUGCAGCUGCAGAAGGCCAUCUCCAUGAUGUUCAAAGUCGCCCCGUUCCACUGGGAAGAACUCACCGAGGAGCUGCCAG